AAAAAAAAACUAUCUAAUUGGGAGCAGAUCAAAAAGAUCACAAUCACUCUCGACAGUAAGUGAAGUCGGGCCAUUGAUGCGAACGAAAGAUUGACGGCUAAGUCUAAAAAUAUAUUCGAGCUUUGUGAAGUAUCCUACCCAUUUAAUUCUACAUUUGAUAACUCGAAAUGAUUGUGACCAUUGCUCAUAAUAAAUACCGGUGCUAUUUGAAGCUUUAAGCUUCUCUUUGGGCUCUUAAUUUCCUUGUCUUUCAUUCCUCUCAGUAGGUCAAUGGGUAUAAGCAGAGUACUGAAUUGCUUAUGUUUCUCAAAUGGGGCAAGUUCGAUGUGCUUGUGUUUGGGAUCAGAGAACAUUGAAGGUGAUGGUGAAGAGAGAAGAGGUCUGAUACAGAAUAACAGAGGUCAUGUCAUGAGGAUUAGGGAUAUAAUUUCCGAGGAAAGAGAUAGGUUGGCUUUUCAGUUGAUGCCCCAGAUGGUGAUAUUAAGGGUGUCUUUGCAUUGCAAAGGAUGCGCCAAACAAGUUGGAAAGCAUAUAUCGAAGAUUGAAGGAAACAGUGAUCAGCUUGAUUAAAGGAAAUCAAGGUUAUUUAGGAAAGCAGCUGAUAUACAGAUAUCACGAGGCUACCUCAACACUUCCCCUCAAGUUGGUGCAAAGAGAUUGAAUGAGCCCAACUUGGUAAGAGCACAGACAAAUUUCUCCUUGCCAAGUGCUUUAGUGAAGAUAUCUACAAGUUGAUUUUUAUUGUUAACACGAGGGGUACAAAUCGUCUUGGCUUGAACAUUUUCGCUGACCAAAUGACAAUCAACUUCAAUAUGUUUAGUUCUUUUAUGAAAAACGAGAUUAGUUGCAAUAUGGAUCGCAGCUUGGUUAUCACAAAGUAAUGGUAUGGCUUGGUUGAUCUGAAACCUAAGUCAUUGGGAAAGAAUUUUAACCAAAUUAGUUCACAAAUUGUGGAUGCCAUGACACUAUAUUCUGCCUCAGCACUGGAUCUAACGACAA
Amborella trichopoda is the source of this 999-nucleotide messenger RNA. The record is from RefSeq and is a predicted model, not a curated record. NCBI's taxonomy places the organism in Eukaryota, Viridiplantae, Streptophyta, Magnoliopsida, Amborellales, Amborellaceae.